Chrysemys picta bellii (western painted turtle) is the source of this 1440-nucleotide messenger RNA. RefSeq names its product RIB43A-like with coiled-coils protein 1. NCBI's taxonomy places the organism in Eukaryota, Metazoa, Chordata, Testudines, Emydidae. The record is from RefSeq and is a predicted model, not a curated record.
GCCACCAAGUGGGGGCGGGGAAAAGGGAAUGGGCUGUCCCGUUACCAGGGAGACCAGGCUUUAAACACAGACAGAGAGAGAGACGGGUGGGGGGCUCAGGCGCCAAGAUGCACAAAGUGGACCUACCGCUGGAGAGCAAGGAGGCGGCUGCCCUCGAGGCGCGGAGGGAGCGAGAGAAGCAGCGGCAGAGCCGCAUCUUCAACGCACGCCACCGCACCAUGGGGGUGGACGUGGAAGCCCUGAGGAGUCAAGUGGAGGAGCGGAAGCUGAGAGAGGAAACAGAGAAACGCCGGGAUGAGUCCUAUGACGCCGAGCGGGUGCUGUGCGACCGGGUGGCGCAGAUGCUGGAGGAGGAGGAACGUCAGCGGGUGCGGCGCCUCCACCAGGCCGUGCAGGAGUUCCGGGAGCGGGAGCAGCCACCCCCCACCCGGCGGGAGUGGGACCUGUACAACCCCGAGGGGCUGCGCCGGGACCAGCCGGCCCGGGUCAGCGACUACGACCCCCGCUGCGGUCCCGCCAGCCUGCAGCGCUUCGCCGGCGAGGACCUGGCGCUGCCCACCCGCCGUCGGCUGCAGCAGGAGCAGCAGUGCCGCAGCCUAGAGGACCAGCGUGCCGACCAGCAGCGGGCCCUGGCCAACGCCAAGUAUGCAGACACGCUGGAGGAUAAGAAGCGAGUGGAGCUGGAUCUGCGGGCACAGCAGCUGGCCCAGCUGGAGGAGGAGUGCCGCCGCGCCAAGGACCUCGCCACGGCCGACUACAACCGGGCCCAGGCGGUAGAGGCGGCGGAGCAGCACCGGCUGGCGUGUCAGCGGGAACAGGACGACAACCAAGCCGAGAUCCACAACCACCUGACGGGGCAGCUGCUGACAGAGGACCCAGCCGUGGCCGAGAGCCCGCUGGGCCCGCACCGGAUCCUCACCGACCGCUGGAAGGGCAUGAGCCCCACGCAAGUGGAGGCCGUGUGGAAGGCGCAGGAGGAGCAGCGGCAGGAGAACCAGGCAACAGUACCUGCAGAGGGAGGUGUACACCAAUCCGCCCAGCGCCCAGUACCACCUGCAGUUCAAUACCAGCAGCCGCUAGGCCCAGCCCCGGGGCACCGACUCCGAAACCCCCAUGGACCGCCCCCUGCCCUGCCGGGACAUGCCCAAUCCCCACCCUUAUCACUACCCCUGCCCCACCCAAUCCCUGCCCUCCCAGGACACGCCCAAUCCCCACCCCCUGCCCCAAUCAUUACCCUCACCCCACCAGCACACACCCAAUUCCCACCCCCCCGCCCCGCCUGGACACACCCAGUACCCGCCCCCUGCCCCACAAUGACACGCCCGAGGGUCUCCCCUCCUAUGGCCAGGACGCCCCCACUCCCCCCUUGCUGGGGGGGAUCUGACACUCGGCCCUGUUCUUUCAGCCACAACGGCAUCCAAUAAACUGUCGUGCCCCACA